Messenger RNA from Cannabis sativa, 1981 nucleotides. RefSeq lists its product as uncharacterized. Bases 111 to 1673 code for a protein of 520 amino acids. Lineage: Eukaryota; Viridiplantae; Streptophyta; Magnoliopsida; Rosales; Cannabaceae. The transcript is spliced from 5 exons. The record is from RefSeq and is a predicted model, not a curated record.
AUCAAAAUUCAAAAAUAGGAAAAGACUUUGAGUUCCCUCCUUCUUUUUCUUCUUCUUCUUCCGUUAAACUAGGGUUUCAAAUUUUUCUUCUGAAACUAUUAAUUACAACUAUGAACCAAACCCUCUCAAAGCCCUACCAUCUCCCAAACCCUAACCCUAACCCUCCAAACCCACACGACCCCUAUCUCUCCAUCCUCCAAGACUCCAUACACCGCUUCAUCGCCGAUUACCAAAACUCCGUCACCGACUUCUCCAAUUUCUCUUCCAUUUUCUCCCGACUACUUCACACCAUUCCCGAUCCUCCACUCGAAAUCAUCUGGUUCUACUCUGCCGUCACAUUUCGUACCUCCAAAUUCACAGUUCCCGUCGUCAAGGACUUGUUCCAGCUCCUCGUUUCCUGCUCGGCCUCGUGUAGUGGACCGAAGAGAAUUGCUCUGCUCGCUCCGGUGGCUUAUGAGUUGUGUAAUUUAGCUUUUGGAGCUGAGGUGGAUGAGGAAGAAGAUGAGGUUCAGAGCUUGUUAGAAGGGCUUAUAAGCUAUAUUAGCAUUUCUUGUAGCGGAAGCUAUGAUCAUGAUGAUGGCGGUGAUGGUUUGAGUUCGUGUUUUUUGGAUGUGGUUCGUGUUUGGGUUGUGGAUAGAGUUGGGGUUGGUGGCGGUGGAGAUGAAUUGUUGAAAGUGUUUUUCCCUAUUGUUAGUGAUGAAGCUCGAAAUGGGAUGAAGAAGAUGAUGGGAAUUGGGUAUUUAGCUGGGGUUGUCAUGUGGGAAUCUUUCUUGCUAAAUCUUUGCUUCAAAUUUCGUGUUCUUCAAACCUCGAGAGUGGAAUUGGAGAAGGAGGUCCGUAGUUGGGUGGCUCAAACAGUCACUGGGUUUCGAUGUUUUCCCUUUUAUGAGACUCUGUUUAGGACGUUGCUGGAACCAGUUUUGCCUGUCUCUAACCUGUUGAAGUUUAAAGACCAAUGUCUUUUACAAGAAAUUCUGUAUGACUCUGUGAUAGUGGUAAACUAUUCAUUUCUCAAACCUCAAAUAGGGAUACAGUUACCAAGUGAACGACUGAAAAGUCUUGCUAUAACAUGGUUACUUGUUGCUGACAACGCUAUGAGGUUUGUUAGGAACAAUGAUGACCAGAGCAAAGUCAUUUCUUAUUUAAAUGCCUUCACUGAAUCUUGCCUUGCCUCUCAUUUGAUCAAGUGGCUUACAAAUCAGAUUGGCACCGAGGGAAGAAACUUCAGACCAAACAUUUCAACUCCGGUGGCACUUAUAAAGUGGAUGCUACUUGUUGAAGAGCAAGGAGUAAGAGUGUUUGAUUGUGAGAUUUCCAAGCUUCAAGCCAAAGGAGUUAUAUGCAAGUCAAGAGUUGAGUAUGUGCUUCCAGAAACUAAACCAGAUGAGAAAAAACUCGAUAGCAAUGAUCUUGUGAUGGUUGAUUCUGUGGACAAUGUAUCAUCUAUGGCUCUUAACGGCAUUAUAGACACAGUUGCAUUUGACGGGACAAGAAAACGCAAAGGAACAGUGGACGAGACAGGAAUACAGGUUAAGUUUCUCAAGUAUCAAUUUCAUGAGAAUUCUGCGAAGAAAGAGUUUCCUUUUUUCGGUAGUGAUGGUAGUUUGAGCAGUGAGAGUGAAGUAGACAAUCCAGAUUCCGAUAGCGCCAUGGAAGAAGAUAUGCAGCAAUGAGAGAGCUUUGACAUGUUAGCGAUGCAUUCAAGGUAUGCGCUCUUAGCUUUUGACUUCUGUAACUUCUAUUAUCCUUGAAACUUCAGGAAUGUAUUUAGGUGUAUAAAUAAACAUAUCUCCAUCAUAGAUGGAUGGAUGAUUCCAUAUUAGAUUGGAGUAAUUAGAUGAAAAGUAUCAGAAUAUAGUUUGUGUGCAUUAGUUUGGUACAUCUUAACCUUUCAUUUCCACCAACUUCAUUGUAUUAUCAAGUAAAUUGACUUUGAUUCUAGAGACCAUGGCAGAGAAAAAUCCAUUUUGAGUAUUAUGGC